Neolamprologus brichardi is the source of this 400-nucleotide messenger RNA. The record is from RefSeq and is a predicted model, not a curated record. Lineage: Eukaryota; Metazoa; Chordata; Actinopteri; Cichliformes; Cichlidae.
GUAAAUUCAGCAGCUGGGGUUUGCUCAGCGCUGGAAGUUAGCGUGGACUCUCUCUGGGGUAAAUGUCGGUGUGUUUUUGUGGACUCACUGUCUUGACACCCUCGCUGGGAUUAUAUAACCUCGGACAGGCUGCUCAGCCCUCAGAAGUCGCUCCCACAGCGUCGCACAGAUGGGUGAAGAGAAGAAAAGCUCCGCGGGAGUGAAAUACUACCGACUGGCAGAGAUAGAGAAGCAGAACUCCUUCAAAUCGACGUGGAUCAUCAUCCACAACAAAGUCUACGAUGUGACCAAGUUUCUGGAGGAGCACCCCGGAGGAGAGGAGGUGCUGAGGGAGCAGGCGGGAGGAAACGCCACGGAGAGCUUCGAGGACGUCGGACACUCCACCGACGCCCGAGAGAUG